AUGGCCAAGAUUCACAAUGUAUUUCAUGUUUCUAUGCUUAAAAAAUAUCACCCCGAUCCAAGCCACGUGUUGCAAUUAGAAGGUAUUGAAGUAGAUGAGUCAUUAACUUAUGAGGAAGGACCAGUUAAGAUUUUGGAAAGAGGAGUGAAGGAAUUGCGAAAUAAGAAAAUUCAUUUGGUGAAAAUUCUAUGGAAAAAUCAUGAAAUAGAGGAAGCAACUUGGGAACUGGAAGAAGCUAUGCAGAAGAAAUACCCUGAGCUAUUUCGUAUGGAAAACAGAAAUGGACAUGCUAAUGGUGAUGGAGUGACUAAUGGACACUGUAGAGCUACUUACGCUUACCCUAAUGAGUUAGUGCAAUCUUUGGACGAUGAGCGCCGCCAGUUGUGGGACGCUAAUCAUACCUUGACCCAAGAUGCUGAGGAGUUGAGCAUCAUGGUUGACACCCAGUUCGACCGUAUAGCCGACUUAGAGAUGAGGCUAGCGGCUGAGCAUGCUAGGUUGGAGGCUGCUCGUGUGGAGAUUGAGCGACAGAGGUCUCGGGUGACUCGAUUAGUUGAGGGGAUACGUGAUAGGAGUGUUGGUAUUAGGGCUGACGCCACUAUGAUGAUGGAUGAGGCCACGAGUAUUCUUCAGGGUAAUGCUCAGGCGAGUGGCGAGGAGGACCAGGAGGAGGAUCCGGAGGAGGACGUUGCUCCUGGUAGCCCUGCUGAGGCCUCUGGACAAGUACGUCACCAAGGAGGCCCAGCCGAUACUGAGGAUCGGGCACUGGAGAGAUUUUUGAAGUUCGGACCUCCCAAGUUCUAUGGAGGACCUGAACCGGAGGUAGCCGAAGGCUGGUGGGAGAGAAUCUCCGACAUUUUCGCAGCCUUAAACAAUGCGGAAGAAAGACAAGUGACUUUCGCUGCAUUCCAGUUUGAGGGAGCUGCUCGCUCCUGGUGGAACCUGGUCAGGGUUAACUGGGACAGGAAUCAUACUCCCAGAACCUGGGCAAACUUCACAAGGGAGUUCAACGCCGAGUUUCUUCCACCUCUCAUCCAGGAGAAAAGAGAGGACGACUUCAUCAAAUGUAGGCAAGGGGCGAUGAGUGUCGCCGAAUAUGAGGAAGGUUUAGCUGCCGUUCGACUGGACACAUUUGCCAAUGCUGUCGAGAGAGCCCAAAGGGUUGAAGUAGCCAGAGCCCAAGUAAAAUCCUUUCAGGCUAAGAAAAGAUUUGCCCCUAGUAGCAGUCGGGAGCCAACUUAUGGAAGUACUCCACCGGCCAAAAUGGGUCGAGGAACGGGUGGAAUGAAUAGUCCUGGAAUAUCACGAGGCGCUCUAGCGAGAGGAACUGGGACAAGAAGUGCAGGGGGAAGAGAUAAUGGAGCUAGAGGGGGACCAACUGGAAGGGGUCAACCUAGAAAUGUCUCGCAAGGAGGUCGUACGAUAAUUUCCCAGGUGACUUGCGCGUAUUGCAAGAAAAUUGGCCAUACUGAGGACGUUUGCUGGAAGAAACAAGAAAAGUGCUUGAAGUGCGGAAGCAGUGAGCACCAAAUUUCGGGUUGCCCAAAAAUGCAAGAUGGUGGUACCCUGAAUGCUACACCAGUCAAUUCUGGAGGAAAUAGGCCGAAAGUUCCGGCCAGGGUGUACGCUAUAAAUGACCAACCUGUACCUGAUUCCUCGGAAGUUGUGGAAGGUACUCUUCCAAUUUUUCAUCGAUUAGCUAGAGUAGUAAUUGAUCCUGAUGCAACUCAUUCAUUUGUGAAUCCAACUUUUAUGUCCGGAAUUGAUGUGCAAUCUGUUAAAUUACCCUUCGAUCUUGAAGUUAGGACACCUAUGGGUAAUAAGAGUAUAAUCACUAGCCUGGCCGAUAAGAACUACGAAUUCUGGGUUGGAGAGCGUAAGAUGCUAGUAGACCUAGUCAGUUUGGACAUAAAAGGGUAUGAUGUUAUCAUAGGAAUGGAUUUCCUAGCUCAUUACCAUGCUAAGUUUGACUGUAGGGCAAAAGUGGUAGAAUUUUGGAUUCCUGGGGAAGCAACCUUGAAAUUGGAUGUGAAAGGUAGGUUAGCAUCAACUGCCAUGAUUUCGGAAAUUCGGGCAAGAAAAAUGUUGUAUAAAGGAGCGCAAGGUUUCUUAGCUUUUCUGAUUAACGCUCCCUGUGACCAAGUGAAGUUAGAAGAUGUACCAGUGGUACGGGAAUUUUCUGAUAUUUUUCCCGAAGAACUAAAAACAUUACCGCCGGAGAGAGAAGUGAAGUUCAAGAUUGAUUUGGUGCCGGGAACGGCUCCGAUUUCUAAGACUCCGUACCGAAUGUCUCCUGCAGAGCUAAAAGAGUUGAAAAUUCAACUGCAGGACCUACUGGAGAAAGUUUUCGAUAGAGAAAGUGACUCACCAUGGGGCGCACCCGUUCUAUUUGUCAAGAAAAAUGACGGAAGCUUGAGGUUAUGUAUCGAUUACCGAGGGUUAAACGAGAUUACAAUUAAGAACAAAUACCCUCUACCUUUGAUCGAUAGUUUAUUUGAUCAGCUGCAAGGAUCUCGAGUUUUUAAGAAGUAUCUGGAUCAGUUCGUAGUGAUUUUCAUCGAUGAUAUUUUGAUAUAUUCUAAGACUCGAGAGGAACAUGUUAAGCACUUGGAGAUGGUUUUACAGAUAUUAAGAGAGCAUAAGUGGUAUGCCAAAUUCAGUAAGUGCGAGUUUUGGCUGGAAGAGAUAUCUUUUCUAGGACAUAAGGUUUCUAAAGAUGGAAUUGCCGUAGAUCCGGCAAAAGUUGAGGCAGUCACAAUGUGGAAACAGCCAGAAACUCCAACAGAGGUUAGAAGUUUCUUGGGUUUAGCGGGUUACUAUAGGAGGUUUAUCAAGGAUUUUUCGAAGAUUGCUGGACCUAUGGCCGAACUGACCAAGAAAGGUAACAAGUUUAUCUGGACUCCAAAGUGCGAGUCAAGCUUUCAAGAGUUAAAAAGGCGCUUAACAUCAGCUACUGUGUUGGCUUUGCCUGACGGAGUAGAAGGUUAUGUCGUAUACUCUGAUGCCUCUAGAGAAGGUCUAGGAUGCGUACUAAUGCAAAAGGGUAAGCCACUAGAAAUCCCUGAAUGGACGUGGGACCACAUAACCAUGGAUUUUGUAACGGGGUUGCCUCGAAGUUGA
This is a messenger RNA of Coffea eugenioides, 3120 nucleotides long. RefSeq lists its product as uncharacterized. Gene Ontology annotation, molecular function: nucleic acid binding; zinc ion binding. Lineage: Eukaryota; Viridiplantae; Streptophyta; Magnoliopsida; Gentianales; Rubiaceae. The transcript has 7 exons. The record is from RefSeq and is a predicted model, not a curated record. Bases 1 to 3120 code for a protein of 1039 amino acids.